Molecule: messenger RNA, 411 nt
Organism: Candidozyma duobushaemuli
Lineage: Eukaryota; Fungi; Ascomycota; Pichiomycetes; Serinales; Metschnikowiaceae
Gene: DFI1
Product: Dfi1p
Exons: 1
Coding region: 1-411 (136 amino acids)
Source: RefSeq, a predicted model, not a curated record
AUGGACUCCGACACGUCCUCCUCCAGCACGCGUCUGGAGCUCACCGACACCAACCAGCGCCGUACCACGACGUUUGACUCUGUUCAAAACGGGUCUACGGUGAUUGUGACUCAGACGUCGAUUUACACCUCCAGCGGCGAUUCCACCGCCAGCGCUACUAAUAGGGAAAGCGACAGCGGCGGCGGAUUGAGUCAUACUAACAAGAUCGUCGUUGGUGUGGUUGUCGGAGUCGGAGGAGCUAUUCUUCUUGCUAUUGCAGCGCUCGUGUUUUUGAUCAAAAAGAGAGGAAGCAGAGGCCGUGAGAGUGGAUGGACUUUCUGGAGAAAGGGAGAAAAGGGAGAUGGCGACGAUUUCUUCGAUGGCGAGUUGGGUGUUCGUGAUCGUAACAUCAACCAAGGACUGAACUUCUAG